Messenger RNA from Vespa mandarinia (Asian giant hornet), 1810 nucleotides. RefSeq names its product UDP-galactose transporter (gene Ugalt). Gene Ontology annotation, cellular component: Golgi membrane. Lineage: Eukaryota; Metazoa; Arthropoda; Insecta; Hymenoptera; Vespidae. Gene Ontology annotation, molecular function: pyrimidine nucleotide-sugar transmembrane transporter activity. The record is from RefSeq and is a predicted model, not a curated record. Gene Ontology annotation, biological process: pyrimidine nucleotide-sugar transmembrane transport.
CAACUAAAAUAGAAUGUAAACGUGGCUAGCUUCUCUUUUAACGUAUGUGUUCGAAUUUUUAUGUUAUUAGUUGUCAGAUAUAAUUCAAUUCUCACCGCGCUUAGUAUUAAAACAUGUUAAAUAAGGUAAAUAAUUCAGAUAAAAUAUGAAAAAACAAGGAAAAAUCAAUGAUUUACGAAGAUUACAUUUAUAUUAAUAAUAAUAAUAAUGAAUAAGUUGCAGCAAUUUAAUGGACAAACACUAAAAUAUGUCAGCUUAGUUACAUUGACUCUUCAAAAUGCAUUGGUUGGACUUAGUAUGCGUUAUGCGCGGACUAGAUCUGGGGAUCUCUUCAUAUCAUCUACAGCCGUUGUUAUGUCAGAGUUUUUAAAACUAUUGACAUGCUUGGUUUUGGUCUAUAUCGAAGAAGGUGAACUAUUAAAAUUUUAUAAUGCCUUAAAACAAACCAUUAUAAAAGAACCAGUAGAUACUUUAAAAGUAUGCGUACCAUCAAUUUUAUAUAUCAUACAAAAUAAUUUACUUUAUGUGUCAGCAUCAAAUUUAGAUGCAGCAACAUAUCAGGUGACUUAUCAACUCAAGAUUUUAACAACAGCUUUUUUCGCUGUAGUAAUUCUUCGAAGAUCAUUAAGAAAUACUCAAUGGAGCGCGUUAAUACUUUUAGUUAUAGGAGUAGUAUUAGUACAAUUAGCACAAAGCGGAACAACAGUUACAUUACCAUCGGGUAUACAACAAAAUCAUUUACUUGGCUUCACAGCGGCCUUAAGUGCAUGCUUUUUAUCAGGUUUCGCAGGCAUAUAUUUUGAAAAAAUUCUUAAAGGAUCUGAUAUAUCUGUCUGGAUGAGAAAUGUUCAAUUGAGUUUAUUAUCUUUACCCUUUGGAUUAAUUACUUGUUUUUUAAAUGAUGGUGACAUUAUUAAAAAACAAGGCUUCUUUUUUGGCUAUGAUUCAUUCAUUUACUACUUGGUAGUACUUCAAGCAGGCGGUGGACUUAUUGUUGCUAUGGUAGUAAAGUAUGCGGAUAAUAUACUCAAAGGAUUUGCCACCUCUUUGGCAAUCAUAAUUUCGUGCAUAGCUUCCAUUUAUUUAUUCGAUUUUCAUUUAACAUUUCAAUUUUCUUUUGGUGCAUUUUUAGUAAUUUGUUCAAUAUUUUUAUAUAGUUAUCAGCCCAAAAAAACUAUUGAUAAACAUUCUUCUAUAGACAAAUCUGAUGUAUGAUAUAAUUGUCAUUUUUUUUAUUAAAAAAGAAAAUUCAUAUUUACGUGAAUACUUAGAAUAAUCAUUGUUGUAAACAUGGAUUAUGUAAACAUAUUCAAAUUAUUUCUUUGCAAUAUAAAUAAUCAAAUCAGAUAUAUCAAAGAUUUUAUGACCUUAGCAAAGAUUAAUGAAUUAUGACAUUUUAAUGAAAUUAGUUAACUUUCAUAACUGGUAUAUUUUUAUAGGAGAAUAUAAUAAAUAUAUAAUCACGUAAAAAAGUAAAAUUCGACAUAAAUACUUUCUUUAUACUACACAGUAUAUUGUUAUAAAUGUCAUAUAUAUGCAUAAGUGUAAAAAAAAAAAAAAUAGAUUUGAUUAGAUUGUAAAGAUGAUAAAUCCUUAUGAAUUAAGAUCAUGGCCUUGAGUUUUUAAAAUUAUUAAUCAUUGCUCGAAAUAGAAAGAUAUUUUUCUGCAUUAAGAAUUGAGCGAAUUGCAAUUUGAAAAAUCUUUGUAAUGCAGAAUACAAAUUCAUCUAUAAAAAUCAUGUUUAUUUUUGAGAUAAUUAAAUUAAAAAAUCAAAUUUUUUAUACUUAUACUUUUUAUAUAUAAUCUCAUU